AUGGGUGUGCCUAGCGUAAAGGAACCAUUUGUGGACCAUUACGCGGUACUCGAUGUGGACAGCCAUUCCACAUACUCUGAAAUACGACAAAAAUAUCUAAGGCUGGUCCUUCAAUAUCAUCCCGAUCGUAAUGCUGGGCAUGAAGAAUUGGUGCUGGAAAAAUUUCAAAAAAUCCAACGCGCACAUGACGUGCUCAAAGAUUCACGUUCAAGAGCGGCUUUUGAUCGUGAACGAUUGUUACACAUAUUUGGGGUAGGACCUUCAUCACAGACGAGUUACUCAGCUCGGGAUUCACCAUGUUCGAGUUCGACGCCGUUACGCAAACACAGGAAUAAUCUUCAUCCUGAGGUCGUUCCUACAUCAAAAUUAAGUCCUGAAGUGAGGCGACAGCUCUUUCGUUCGAAAGAUACUUCAGAUGAAAAAAGCAAAAGCAACACUGUACCACCCCAUCGCUCUUCGGCUAAACAAGACUCACGGUAUUUCUCCAACUUACACUCGUUUUUCCGUCGAAACCCUACCGAGUUCUUUGAGGAACAGCCUAGUGAAAAUGGUGAACACACAGAGGAUUAUAUCAAAAAUGCAUUUUCGUCAAAGACGGACUCGUUAUUGUUUUCGAGCAUGGAAGCGAAGGCCUAUUUGGAGACGUUACGGAAGAAAAGAACUUCUCAGCGGACGCCAGAAGUAUCAAAAACAGAGAAAAUACAUGCGAAUACUGUAUAUCAAAAAGCGAAAAGUUAUGAAUCAAGAUCAGCACCUACUUCACGCAACACGACACCAUUAACGAAAACACAUCCCUAUUCUUUAGACCAAUCUGACCAUUUAUCGCCAGACCUGGCUUCUUCACCAAGCAUGAAGGCAGCAAUGCAUUUGCCAACGGGUUUACAUGAUGUCGAACUUUCAUUCGAAGACUCUAAGCAAGACGUGUCAGCUAUGGCCUCCGAGCUUGAGCCUCCUGCGGUGCCGAUAGCUACCGCACCCAUUCCGCCUGUGUGCCCGUCCAAUCUUUCGGAUUCUGUACAAGUAGCAGCUUACUUGAAUGAAUUCCGGCGGUACCAGGCGGCUUGGAACCGAUAUGCAGAAACAUGUACGGCUUACAUGAUUGCUUGGCAAACUUAUAAAAAUAAGUGCUUCUCGUUAGACGUGUCAGAUGUGUCUGGACACGCACAAUUCAUAGAAGCAUGGACAAAAGGUUCUCGGUUGAUACAAGUGUUUUCUGCUUAUGAGUGUGUUCACUUUGAAGCAUUACAAGAUCUCAUUCGUGUGCAGACCAAAAGCAAAAUUAAUGAACCUAAGCUUAUGCCUCCUUGA
Messenger RNA from Schizosaccharomyces japonicus yFS275, 1308 nucleotides. RefSeq names its product random septum position protein Rsp1. The transcript has a single exon. NCBI's taxonomy places the organism in Eukaryota, Fungi, Ascomycota, Schizosaccharomycetes, Schizosaccharomycetales, Schizosaccharomycetaceae. The record is from RefSeq and is a predicted model, not a curated record. The coding region runs from base 1 to 1308 and encodes 435 amino acids.